GACGGAUCCUCGUAAGAUUGUUCAGGUGUCAGUCUCUUCAUCAUUCCUACGCAUGGAUGCAUGGGUCAGGACCCAUGAAACAAACACACUUAAACACCGAACUGAACACCGAACACCGAACUCUCUGGUGUACCGACGUGCGUCCGGUGGACCCUCACAUACCUUCCUCACCUGUCGUCAACGCGGUGUCCUGCUCGCCGUGUUGCUCCACCAGCGAGCCGCUCAAGUGGUGAAACUGAUUCACAAAGUAGCACUUCCCGCGGUCUGCCGAUCCUGCCCGUGGUUCCAACGAUGGCAGCUCCGGUGCCACAAGUCAUGGAUGAGAAGGACACGGAGGCUGCGCCCAUGCAGGUGUCGAUGCUGGAGGAUCCGCAGCACGGUGCGUGGUCGGCCUACCAGAGCCUGGGUGAAGGUUCUGCCCCUGUGAGCAAUGACUCCUUGUAUUCGAAGCUCUUUUGUAUCAUGGGUGGCAUCGGAAAACCCGCGGGCGAUGUGAUGGUGGGAGAGGAGACCAAGUUCUGUUGCAUCCACAGCCAACUCUUCUGUGGCUUCCAGAGUGGUGACAGCUGCCCUGCAGCCAAUGGUGGGUGCUACAUGUUCAAGCCUGAGUUGGUCUGUGAGGGCUCAGCCAAGAUCUUUUGCAUCAAGCUUGGCUUCGAACUUCCCAAGACACCUUACAUCGUUUGCUGCCAGAAGGAGGUCUGGCGUGGGUGAGCGGCUUUAAGGCACAGACAGAGUAGCAGCAGGGGUGUGCCAGCUGGGAUUCUGGGUUUGCACAUGCUGGAGAGAUGAG
This is a messenger RNA of Durusdinium trenchii, 793 nucleotides long. The record is from the annotation of a GenBank genome assembly. Lineage: Eukaryota; Dinophyceae; Suessiales; Symbiodiniaceae.